AUGAUAAGAGAAGCUGACGCCCGAAAGCAGAAGCUCCAUGACAUUCUGCAAAUUGUUGAUGUUGGCAUUCUGCAACUGUGGGCCCGAGGAAAUCCUUGUCAGAUUGUCGUAGUCUUAGAAGGUCUUGAGCUAUGGCCUUUCACUAUAGAUGUCUUGACGGUUUUAGCGUCUAUUCCUUCCUUCCGAAACGCUGCCUUGCAGCAGAAGCCAAUGCUUUUCGAGACCCUUUCCACCAACGCCAUAGACUCGAACUCAGGCUUCGAUAAGUAUGCGGCCACCUGCGUUGCUUUGCUCUCUACAUCGUCAGAACUCCCAAUUCCCUCGAAGGUUCCUGUCUUUCUCAUGAAAUGCCUGGAGAAGGCCACCCAAUCGCUUUCCCCUGAGACUAUCAGACCAGUCUACCUGCUACUAUCAGGGCUAGAAUCCAGCUAUCUGGAUAUCUUGCCUUGCGAUGUUCUCUCCAGCUUUCAAAGUCAAAUGGUUGAGGUGCUGACCAAUCUUGACUCGGACAAUCAUCUGGCCAGUCUACUAUGUUUGGCCAUUUUGGCAAAAAUCGCUUCCAGGUCAAGUGGCAUGGAGAAGUGUCAGCCGAGUAUCCAAUCCUCGCCGAGCGGCGAAGUUCGACCCGAAUCUGCAGAUAGAUUUCUUCCCGCUCGAAAGUUCUUCUCAUCGAGACGAGCCCCGAAAACGCUUGACUUGGUAGUCCUCAAAGCCAUCACAGCAUUCUCUCGACACUGCCCAUUGAGUACACAAGAGAUUGUCGAAAGUUUGAAGCUUUCAAGAGAGAUUGUGGAUGCUUUUGACAAGAAAGAGAAAAGCUCCUGGCUAGCUGCCAACACCAGGAAAACCAAGAAGUUGUAUGAGAAGAUCCUUACGUCUGGGGUCGAAGCGAGAGUGCAAUGCGAGGCACUGAACUUCCUUGUUGUUCUGUCUGCUGGGGAAUCGUUGCCUCCGGAAGUCAUUCCGAAUCUCAAAAAACACCUUCUCACAUCCGAAACGGACAAUCUAUCUGCCAGUGCGAUCGGACAGUGCAUCGUCUUACUCGAAGACGCCUCUAUACGUGAACUUCUGGAGUCGCUAUUGGUGUUGGCGUGUGAUAAGUGGCAUCCAUGCAGGGAGUCAUUGACGAAAAUUGACAAUGCCUUACGGUUGAUCUCUGUCUUUACGGAAAGCAUUUCCACGUCAUCGAAGCUACUCAAAGCAGUCUUGCAGUCCAUUUCGAGCAACGCGGUCUCGGACAUGGUCCUUCAAUACGCCUCUCAAGUGCAAGGAACCAUGCGCUUGGGAUUCGUUCAUGGCCACAGUACCAUAGACGUCUGCCCGAUAUCUUACAGUGAAGCCCAAGCACGACUCCACCAAAGUCUUGCGGUUAUGCUUCUGAAAUCUGCACUUUACGCUUCAAAAUGUGGAGGUAAUUUCGAUGCAUCCAUUAUGGAGUUGCUGCUUGAGAAACAGUUCUUUCAUUCUUCUACUCAGCCCGCCUCUGUGGAGUGUAAUCAACGCAGAUCGAUGAACCUCACAACGCCCAAGAUAUCCUUGUUCGAGGCUGUCAGUACGCCGCGUGUGGACUCCGUUAGCCUUAAUUGGAGAGACGGCCUUAUACGAGAAAUGUCAAGAGACGUAGAUUGUCGUUAUGAGGGUGUUAUCAGAAUGGUCGGUGAGAUCUGUAGGGACCUUGAGCUUCGGUGUAACGAAAGUGAGCGUCCUCUUCGGGAGGAACAAUCAAAUUCUCGUGACCUUCAAGCAAGGCUGGAAAGCUCGGAGCAAAAGAACGCUGGAUUGGAAUUUCAGGCACGAAACCGCCAAUCAACCCUCAGCGCCCUAGAGACUGAAAGAGAUUGUCUCGCCAAUCAGGUUGAGGCGACCGAGAGACGAUUGAAAGAUUUAGGGACAAGUCUCGACAAUAUCCAUCAGGAGUUCGACCAUGCCAAGAUCGAAGCUGAACGGGCAGCACAAGCUGCCAUCGAAAGCGCUAGGCAACAAGACCUCGCGUGCCUAGCUACGAUGACGGGAAAAGAUGAGGUUUUUGAGGAGCAAUGCUUGAAGCUUGCCAGCACUGAGAAUCAUGUCAAUUCCCUUGAAUAUGAAAUAAACCGUAUGAGAGAGCUGGAUGCCAAGAAUGCCGAGAAGUUGAACAACAGGGAGACACACAUCGAAACAUUGAACAAUGCUAUUUCCGCCUCGGAACGCCGUGUCCAGGAUCUUCAACAUGAAUUGAAUCAAACAAAAGAACAAGAUGCCCGCAAUACCGCGAAGAUCAGCAACAACGAGGCCCUCAUUGAAGAGCUGAAUAGUACUAUUGUUGCGGUGAACGAAGCAUCUGACCGGAACGAGUCACUGAUCUCAGCCUUGCAGGUUCAACUUCGUAACGUGGAAGUUGACACAUCCGAACUGCGAUUGCAGCACGAGACGUACGUAUCUGCCAAAGACGCAGAAUUUGAGCGCUUAGACGAGUCUAAUCGAUCUUCGAAUGACAAAUGGCAAAGCGAGCUUGAGGUGGCGCACAGGAGGGCUGCAGCAGCCAGCGAGCAGAAUGCGGCGACGAUCGCUGGCCUACAGAGCAAGGUUAGCAAACUUCGCAAAGAGCGCGAGGAGCGGGCUAGAGAGUUUGCAGAAGCUCAGGAGCUAAGCGGUCGCCUUAUGUCCCUUAUGGGAACCACCAAGCGCCAAACAUCAUCUCAUGGGGCAGAGUUGAGGACUCUAGGGCAUGACGAGCGUGAUCUACCCUCGUCUGGUGCGAAUAGUCCAGAUCUGACAGCCGCCGAAUCACUGCAUUCACCCAACUCCAGCGCUUCCAGCAGAGCACCUAAGCGCAUCAAGAGACACCAGGACUCUAGGACUCCGACAACCCGUGCAACGAAAAGUUCGAAGUCUAUUAUUACAUCGAAAGAGCACCAGCGCAGCGUUAUGAGAGUUGGUAGAGUCCCACUGGGUGACCUCGGAUCAACGCAGAGUCCGGGUCUUUUAGCAUUAAAAAAUCCAAAAUCUCGAGAACAUUAUACCCCAAAAACCGACGGCGCUGGGGAAAUACCCACAGAAAAUGACCAAGUAUCUCCGGAUCUUGACUCUGAGGAAGAGUCCUUUGGCGGAGGGGACAUUUUCACAAGCACCGAACAAGAACAGAUUCCUGCGCUGCGCAGCAAACUGCCGAGACACGAAUACGAUGAGACGACCACGGAGUUCUGA
Messenger RNA from Letharia columbiana, 3186 nucleotides. RefSeq lists its product as uncharacterized. The transcript has 7 exons. Lineage: Eukaryota; Fungi; Ascomycota; Lecanoromycetes; Lecanorales; Parmeliaceae. The coding region runs from base 1 to 3186 and encodes 1061 amino acids. The record is from RefSeq and is a predicted model, not a curated record.